AUGGCUAAAGAAAGGCCAAAGUUACAAGAUGAUCAAAGAAACAAAGUUGCCCAGUGGCUAUUAGAGCAUAGCAGUGAAGGCAACCUUCGCCAUGGAGCAAAAAAAGAGGCGGCACUUCACUUCAAAGUAAACUUGAAGACCAUUUGGAGGAUUUGGAGCCAAGUCUCCAAUCAAAGAGCAUCCGGUGUACCUGUCCAGGAGAAAAAACUGAAACCACAUACAAAUGCCAUAAAACCCUUCCUUACCACACAAAACAAGCUAUGUAGGCUGAGGUGGAGCCUUAAACAGCUCAGUGGGGUAAGUGAGGAUGGUUUUAUACCAUUCCAAAGUAUGUACAACACCAUCCACAUCGAUGAAAAAUGGUUCUAUCUUACCAAAACCAAUGAUAGAUACUACCUCCUGCCCGAUGAGGAAGAACCACAUAGGACAUGCAAAUCAAAAAGGCAUAUUGAAAAAAUCAUGUUUAUGUGUGCUGCUGCGAGGCCUAUCAUUGAUGAAGAUGGCACAGUCAUAUUCGAUGGAAAGUUAGGCAUUUAUCCUUUCAUAACCAUAGAGCCAGCACAAAGGAACUCGAAAAACAGAGUGAAAGGUACGCUGGAAGUUAAGGCAAUUGCAGCAAUCACUAAGCCCAUCAUUAGAGACAGCCUUAUAAAACAGCCAGCUAAUUCACCGGAUACAAAUGUCAAUGACCUUGAGUUUUUCAGAGCUAUUCAGAGCCUAAAAGAUCAAAAACCAGCCAAGAAUGUCGAGGAGUUACUAGAGAAUGUGAAAGCUGCGUACGAGGAAUACCCACCAGAGAAGCUCAACAAUGUUUUCCUAACCUUACAAGGCUGCUAUCAAGAGAUAAUCAAGUGUAAGGGUGGGAACAACUACAAGAUUCCACAUAUGAAUAAAGAAAGACUGUCCAUGCAGGGGAUGUUACCACGAUGUAUUCAAGUUGAAGAAUCACUUGUCAAGGAAGGUCUAGAGUUCCUACAGAUGGAAUCAAGUGAAGAAGGCGAAAUUUUAAGGCUUGAAGAUGUCAUAGAAUGGCUGAAUGAAGUGUUACUUAUAGAUUAG
Messenger RNA from Salvia miltiorrhiza (redroot sage), 1059 nucleotides. RefSeq lists its product as uncharacterized. Bases 1 to 1059 code for a protein of 352 amino acids. Lineage: Eukaryota; Viridiplantae; Streptophyta; Magnoliopsida; Lamiales; Lamiaceae. Gene Ontology annotation, molecular function: nucleic acid binding. The transcript has 3 exons. The record is from RefSeq and is a predicted model, not a curated record.